AUGUCAUCAAUUCUCCGCCAGAUAGUUGCAGGUCCAAGACAACACCACCCAGAAGCAGGGCUAGAUCUCUGUUACGUGACAGACAAUGUCAUCGCAACCUCCGGUCCAUCAUCAACAUACCCAAAGCGCGCCUACCGCAACCCACUAGACGCACUAGUCAACUUCCUUGACACGAAACAUGGCAAAGAAUGGUGUAUCUGGGAGUUCCGCGCCGAAGGUACAGGAUACCCCGACUCAGAAGUCUACGGACGAAUCCACCACUUCCCCUGGCCAGACCACCACCCACCGCCAUUCGCGUAUGUCCCCGUCAUAAUGGGAAGCAUGCGGAACUGGCUACAGCGGCUAGACGAGGGCAAGGAGUCGCCAGACACAGACAAAAACGAACGGGUCGCCGUCGUGCACUGCAAAGCAGGCAAAGGGCGUAGCGGGACGAUCGCGUGUGCAUAUCUGAUUAGUCAGGAAGGGUGGAAGAAGGAAGACGCGCUGCAGCGGUUUACGGAUCGACGCAUGCGGGUCGGUUUCGGGAGCGGCGUUAGCAUCCCCAGCCAGCUGCGGUAUGUCGGGUAUGUCGAUAAGUGGGCGAAUGAGCUGGGGAAGCAGUAUGUCGAGCGGCCGGUGGAGAUCCUGGAGGUGCAUAUAUGGGGCUUGAAAGAUGGGGUUAAGGUUGCCGUGGAGGGCUAUGUGGACGGGGGGAAGAAGAUUAAGUGUUUUCAUCUGUUCCAUCGGAACGAGCGUACCGUCGUUGAAGACGGGGGCUCGACGUCUGAGGAACAAGAGGCUACCAAGCCAGAUCCUAACUCGGACUCCAGGAUCAAGAAUCCAAUUCCCUCGCCUGCGACUUCGUCCCCGACGGUAUCGGGAUCUGAUAUCUCCGGCUUAUCGUCGCAGGACCACAGUAUCUCAGCAAUUCUCUACAAACCCCACAAGCCACUCAUUGUCCCUAGCUCGGAUGUGAAUAUCGACUUCGAGCGUCGCAGCAAAGCAUCCUAUACCGGCUUCGCUAUGGUAACCUCCAUCGCACACGUAUGGUUCAACCCAUAUUUCGAAGGCGGCGCCGAACACGACUCGGGCGUCUUCGAGACAGAAUGGGAGGCGAUGGAUGGGAUCAAGGGGAGUGCGAGGAAGGGGAUCCGGGCGUUAGACAAGCUGAAAGUUGUAUGGCGGUAUCCCGCGACGGAGACGGUGGAAGCCAGCGCAGCUAUCAAGAGCGAAGGGAAAGGGAAAAAGACCGAAGAUAGCGCGCCGGUAGCGAUCAGCGAGCCCAAACCUGGUGAUUCCAUCCAUGAACGCGAGCCGGCUGACUGGCGCGGAAUGCCGCACGGGGAUAAGAAGGAGAACCAGCCUCCUUCUGAGACUUCGUCGCAGAAAAGUACUGCUACAAGUAUCUCGGACAAGACUAAGAAGCUGGGACAUACGCUAGAGAAGGAACUUGGACUGCGGAAGCAGACGGGUGACAGUCAGGAUGUUAGUCUUGCUGGGAGUGACGAUGAGAUGACUACUGAUGAGGGCCGGAAGGCCAAAAUCAAGAGCGUGCAUAGUGAAGAGCUUGAGGGAGUGAAGACGAAUUUUGAGAAGAAUGGUGCUGCAACAGGAUAA
This is a messenger RNA of Penicillium roqueforti, 1596 nucleotides long. RefSeq names its product putative phosphatidylinositol-3,4,5-trisphosphate 3-phosphatase. Lineage: Eukaryota; Fungi; Ascomycota; Eurotiomycetes; Eurotiales; Aspergillaceae. The record is from RefSeq and is a predicted model, not a curated record. The coding region runs from base 1 to 1596 and encodes 531 amino acids. Gene Ontology annotation, molecular function: protein tyrosine phosphatase activity; phosphatidylinositol-3,4,5-trisphosphate 3-phosphatase activity; protein tyrosine/serine/threonine phosphatase activity. Gene Ontology annotation, cellular component: nucleus; cytosol; cell projection. Gene Ontology annotation, biological process: phosphatidylinositol dephosphorylation; phosphatidylinositol 3-kinase/protein kinase B signal transduction; cell motility. The transcript is spliced from 3 exons.